Messenger RNA from Arabidopsis thaliana (thale cress), 697 nucleotides. RefSeq lists its product as uncharacterized. The coding region runs from base 186 to 371 and encodes 61 amino acids. NCBI's taxonomy places the organism in Eukaryota, Viridiplantae, Streptophyta, Magnoliopsida, Brassicales, Brassicaceae. The record is from RefSeq and is marked reviewed. The transcript has a single exon.
UAGUUUUACUAAAAAGAUUUUUUAAAAAAAGAAUGAAUAAAGAAAUACCUGGUUGGAUUUGGUAGCAAAGAAAGGGCCCAUAUAAAAAAGCCCACCAGCGUGAGCCCACCUUGCGUCGUUGUUGGAAACUCGUCUGAAAUUCUCCGUCUUCUUCAUUCGUAAUCUGAGAAGCUUCUUUGUCUUUGAUGAUUGGUUUCUUCCUCCAGCAUCGUCGUCAAUGGAAACGAGAAUCCUUUGAUCUCUCCUCUCAGUCGUCUCUCUCUGUCGCCAUCUCCGCCGUCGGGCUAUGGUCGUCGUCAAUGGAAACGAGAAUUCGAAGCCCACCGUGUCGUACUCUGAGAAGUUUCUUUUCGUCUUUGAUCAAAAGUUGAUCGUCUCUCAUCUCUUUGUCUCUCGUAGUUGGAUUCUUUGAUUGGGGGUUUUCUUUCUCGUAGAUGGAUUCUUUGAUUGGGAUUUCUUCCUCAUGUUAGAAGAAGAAGAAGAAGAAGAAGAAGAAGAAGAAGAAGAAGAAGAAGAGCGUGAUAUAUAUUUAUAAGCAAACAAGGUUCUCUUGGGUUAUUUCCUUUUUUCUUAAACAGAGUAUCUUUGCUUCACUAAAUGAUGAUUUGAUAUUAAUCUACCCGUUGGGAUUUUUCACUAUUUCUAAUAAUAAGAGAUCUAAAUUAGAUCCGAUUUCCAUUUACUAAUUUCAAUCUAA